AUGAUGUUUGAUCAUGCUUACCCGGGUCUAGUGAAAGAUGAAGGUAAUGAUCUAUUGGUGUUGUAUCACAUGGACAACGAUUCGUUGAUUAUAUUAUCCAGGUAUCACAAAAAGUGGCCAGAACCGAAGACAAAGGCAGAGUUCUUUGGAUUCGUCAAGAGUGCUAAUUACAAGGAUCCAGAUCUAGUUAAUCAUCUGAAGUGGAGAAAUGAAGAAGAGAUGAAAGAAAAGAGUGCAUCAGAUGAAUUAACUAAGUUAGCAGAAUUCAAGGAAACACGAAGUGAGUGGUUUACGAAAGAAGUAAAAGAAAAGAAGAAAAGAGGAGGUAAGAGAACGCCAAAAGUUCAAGCUGAAGAAGGUUCGUCGUCACAACCACAAAAGAAACGCAAGAAGAAAACUGUUGAAACUAUGUUGGUCGAUGAACCUGAAGAAGAUGAAACAGAAGUUGAUGCUGUAAGAGAUCAAGACCCAGUAUCUCCUGAAACUGAACAACUAUUGGAAAAUAUUGAUUAUGGUUUGGAAACUGUGAAAGCAGCUGGUGAGGGAGGUGACGAUGAAGAAAAGAGCUCAUCUGAUUCAGAGAAGAAAAGAAAGAGGAGUGGAGAUGACGAUGAUGAUUUGUAUGUUCCAUCACCAGAGCAUGUUCAGGAGGUUCAAUCACCACCAUCAUCUGGAGAGAAUAUAGCUCUUGAAGACAUUGGAGAUUUUAACUUUGUAACUGAUGAUGUUGUGAAGAAGUUACAGAAAAAGGUGGAAGAAGUGUUAGCUGAUAAGAAGAAGCUAGAAAAGCGUGUCAAGUCUGUCGAAGCUGAAAACUCAUCUUUGUUGAAAAGACUAGAAGAAGAAAAAGCUCGAAGAGAUGAACAAAAUGAAUACUUCAAGCUGAAGAACAAAGAGUUAGAGGCCAACAACGCUAUGAAAGAACAUGAAAUGUAUAUGAUGAAUAAAGUGUUGGAAAACUUGAUCGGAAAGUCGGUUGAACAAAGGUUUGAAGAGAUUGAGGUUGAAGAAGUAAGAGCCAGACGUAAAGCUAAGAUGGAAGCAGAAAUGAAAAACAAAGGUAAAGGUGUUCAAAUUGAAGGUGUUGCUGAAUCUAUUCUUGAUCCGUGUCCAAUAUCAUCUGUUUCUGGUGAGUUUGACGAUGAUGAUGAAGAUGAUGAUGAAGAUGACGAAGAAAAUGAUGAUGAUAUCAUGAAGGAUGAUGCAGAUGAUGUAUAUUCUGCAAGUAGUCAUGAUGAUGAUGAUGAUGGGAAUAAUGACGACGAUCAAGGUACUUCUGGUAUCAAAGUUACUGAAGCUUCAAAUGAAGAGAAUGUUGAUGAUUAUCUUCAUGAUGAUGCUAAUGAAGAACCAGAGAAUGCUGGAAGUAUGGGGGAGCAUGAUGAUUCAAAGAAUGUUGAUGAAAGUGAUGAUCAUGUUACAAGAUUGAUUCUUCAUCUUGAACACAACGUAGAGGAAGGAGAAAUCAUGCAUACUUAUACUCUGGAUGAAAUCAUAAAGAUGACGCAUGUUGAAGAUAUUAAUUUCAAGUUUGAUUUUGAAGAGGAGCUAAAUCAGUUUGAUAUUAAUCAGCAGCCUGAAUAUCAGUACAAAUAUGUUGAAGAUGCUGUUAAUUAUGACAGAGUUGAUGUUGAAGACUGUUGUGAUGAAGAACAGUCUGAGAAUGUGAAUGUUGAUACUUCUAACUUUCCGACGCUUGUUGAAUUCUUCAGUCAAGCUAAUGAAGAUGAGUUGCGAAGAAAGGUCGUGGAAAGUGUAAAGAACAAGAGUUUCCAUGAAACGUCAAAGGAUGAACAGCGCGAAGAACGUAAGAAAUGGUUCAGAAAAGAUGCUGAAAAAAAGUUCAAGAGACUGCUGAAGUACUACAAGAGAGGCAGAGAAGUUUCUUUGGGAGACAUAAUCAGUUAG
This is a messenger RNA of Helianthus annuus (common sunflower), 1908 nucleotides long. Its product is annotated as protein PFC0760c-like. The transcript has 5 exons. NCBI's taxonomy places the organism in Eukaryota, Viridiplantae, Streptophyta, Magnoliopsida, Asterales, Asteraceae. Bases 1 to 1908 code for a protein of 635 amino acids. The record is from RefSeq and is a predicted model, not a curated record.